AUGUCUGGCUAUAUGCUUGGGAGAGAACUGAAACAGUUUGUUACGUUAAAUAAACUUAAAAGCCCAGUUUGGAUCAAUCUACAUUCACUUCUGCAUUCGACCAGUGCUCUCGGUCAGCAGAACUGGAUUUACGGUGAAAUGGCACCCCCAAAUGUGAUGUACGCUUUGAAGGAACUGCCUAUGACCAGACAAUUUAGUGUGUUUGAUCGCGUCGCGAUUGUCACCACUGACGGGCACACGAUCAGGACCAAUACAGACAAGAAACAGUACGGAUUCGUUUGUGGAUAUCGGGACUACAUUCAAACCAAUAGGCUACUAGUUCAAACUGAACUAUUUCUCACGGACCCUCCACACAAGGAAGUGAACUUUCACGCCACUUCAGAUGACACACAGGGCUGCUUUGAAUAUCACUUGCACAUCACAAUGAUAGCAUGCGCUUUGAAGUGCCAUUUACAUGCCAUGUGUCGCACAUUCUACUACAAACCUGAACAUCGCAAGUGCAUUCACACGCUGUUCGUGGAAUCGCUGAUGCCAGCAAGCGAGCAAGCUUUGAGCCCGGAGGCGGCACGACGAUUUCGUCGUCCGGACUGGAAUAUUCUUAUUCGAAGGAUAGAUGUUAUCUAA
Messenger RNA from Echinostoma caproni, 624 nucleotides. Lineage: Eukaryota; Metazoa; Platyhelminthes; Trematoda; Plagiorchiida; Echinostomatidae. The record is from the annotation of a GenBank genome assembly.